Molecule: messenger RNA, 3020 nt
Organism: Amphiprion ocellaris (clown anemonefish)
Lineage: Eukaryota; Metazoa; Chordata; Actinopteri; Pomacentridae
Gene: tube1
Product: tubulin, epsilon 1
Exons: 12
Coding region: 136-1560 (474 amino acids)
Biological process (GO): microtubule cytoskeleton organization; mitotic cell cycle
Cellular component (GO): microtubule; cytoplasm
Molecular function (GO): structural constituent of cytoskeleton; GTP binding
Source: RefSeq, a predicted model, not a curated record
ACGUCAUCGACGCUCGACCAAACACAGCUAAACGCGCAACUUUGAAGAAGCGUUCAAAAGUCUCGUCAAAACCCCGUUUAAGCGGACAGCUGUGGACAAAUAUUCACUUUAAACAUGGUUUAGGUCGCCGCUGUCAUGACACAGUCUGUUGUUGUUCAAGUUGGACAGUGUGGUAACCAAGUUGGCUGCAGGUUUUGGGAUCUUGCUUUGCGAGAACACGCCCAUGUUAACAAAAAAGGAUUGUAUGAUGAGGCCCUCAGUAGCUUUUUCCGGAAUGUGGAUUCAAGGAAAAGUGCUGGAGGAGCCUGUGGUGUCGGUGGGAGAAUCCAACAUCUGAAGGCCCGGGCGGUCCUGGUGGACAUGGAGGAGGGUGUAGUGAAGGAGAUCCUGCAGGGCCCGCUGAGGGAAGUGUUCGACAGCGCUCAGCUCCUCACCGACGUGUCAGGUUCAGGCAACAACUGGGCAGUUGGACACAUGACGUAUGGUUCGGCCUACAGGGAGCAGAUCGUGGAUAAGCUGAGGAAGGCAGCAGAACACUGCGACUGUCUGCAGUGCUUCUUUCUUAUUCACUCUAUGGGAGGAGGUACGGGUUCCGGUCUGGGUACCAGCGUGCUCAGCCUGCUGGAGGAGGAGUUCCCUGACGUUUGUCGCAUUGUUACCUCCAUCUAUCCGUCUGCUGAGGACGACGUCAUCACCUCUCCCUACAACAGCAUCCUGGCCAUGAGAGAGCUCACGGAGCACGCCGACUGUGUCCUGCCUGUAGAGAACCAGUCAUUGGUCGACAUUGUGAACAAGAUUAAAAUUAUGUCUCACAGUGCAAAGCCAGGGUCAGUGAUCAAGAGAGACAGCACCGUCAUCUCUGGGCAGGGUGGACUCAGCGGGCCAGAGAAGCCUUUUGAUGCCAUGAACAACAUUGUGGCUAACUUGUUGCUCAAUAUCACCAGCUCAGCCCGAUUUGAGGGGUCUCUAAACAUGGACCUGAAUGAGAUUGCCAUGAACCUGGUGCCUUUCCCCCGGUUACACUACCUGGUGCCCAGCCUCACCCCUCUCUACACGCUGGCUGAUGUCAGUGUCCCCACCAGAAGGCUGGAUCAGAUGUUCAGCGAUGCCUUCAGUAAAGACCACCAACUAAUCCGAGCCGACCCGAAGCAUAGCCUCUACCUGGCCUGUGCCCUCAUGGUCAGGGGCAACGUUCAGGUGUCUGACCUCCGCAGGAAUAUCGAGAGACUGAGGCCAUCGCUGCCUUUUGUAUCGUGGAACCAGGAAGGUUGGAAGACGAGUUUGUGUUCGGUGCCUCCUGUGGGUCACUCCCACUCCCUGCUCGCUCUGGCCAACAACACCUGUGUGAAGCCCACAUUCAUGGAGCUCAGAGAACGCUUUACCAAGCUCUACAGGAAGAAGGCUCACUUACAUCACUACCUGCAUGUAGAGGGGAUGGAGCAGAGCUUCUUCUCAGAGGCCGUUGACUCCCUCAGCUCACUGAUUGAAGAGUAUCAUCAACUGGAUGCCACCAAGGCCAGACUCAUCCCUGACACACCCAGACUCAGCAUUGCCACAUGAAGGUCCGCUUUGUAGUCAGUCUGUGUGUAGCUGUCUGUUCCUUUGUCUUUUUCAAAAAGAACUUCACACAACCAAAUCGUUUGUAUAUACCUUUAUAAGUUAUAUAUCAAUAUUGUCUAAUUUAUGACUUGAUUAAAUGUUCUCUGUCUGAAAAAAUAAGUAAGAACAACAUGUAAAAAGAAUAUAGAAAGAGUUCAACUCAAUCUGUAUGACUUGAUUUGCCUUUUAAGGCUCCCUGACCAUGUUUUUAUGAGGUAAUGUUGAUAUGACAACAUCUGCUGUUACAGCUAAUACACUGGCCAUAUUCCUUGUUAUUGCACAUACUUGCCCUGAAGACAGGGUUCACAAAAGCUUUCAUCAUAACUAACAACAUUUUUCUUCAUUUAGUCAAUUAUCUCUGCCAUUCUUCUAUAUCAAAUUUAGUUUUGUAGUUGGAGUUUCUGUCUUUUGAGGUUUCUUGAGGCACAUCGCCACUGCUGAGGAAAACUUAACAACCGAAGUAUGUUUCAGUCGUCAGUUUUCCACAGCAGGGCUCGUUCUCCGUGCCUGUGUCUCUGGACUUGUUGAAUGGUUCCAUUAGAGUAACCGCAGGUCAGAAAACAUGUCGCCCGGAUCGUUGCACUUCCUCUGACACACACAGGACAUUAUCCACUGCAUCUUCCACUGUGUGUUGGAGCCUCCUUUGCAGGUGAAGUUGACCUUUAUCAUGCGUGACUUGUUGGGGACACAGCAGCGCUUGUCUGUGCAGACGCCGCAGUAUGUUGGCUUAAACUUCUUGGUGCUGGUGCAGCCGGAGAGCUUGAGUUUCUCUGCUUUUUUUGCCUGGAAUUUCGGCCGGCACGUCUUUCCUUUUGGCAUCUAGCAACAAAAGCAAUCACUGAUAACUUUUUUUGAAUGUUGUAUAAAAGCAAGCCAAUGCAUAGAUUUAAGCAAAGUUGUCACCUUAAUGCUCUUGAGCACACUUUUCUCACACGGUCGCAGCAGACACAGGCGGCGGUCCUUCCUCAUCUCACAUUUGCUGUUGUCGUUGUUGACUCGUACGGAGAUGCCAAGGCCGCAGGUCUUGGAGCAGGGACUCCAGGGUGUCGUCUGGAUCAGACAGUUCUUCUUCCAGGCUAAAGGAGGAUCCCUGUAAGCUUUCAGUGUUACAGUUAAAGGGUACUGUGUCAACAACACCCUACACAAAGCGCUAGCCUGUGUGCUGCCAGGCAGAUCACUGAUCAGAAUCUACCCAACAACCUUAAAAUGCCUGGUCUGACUCACCAUCAAGGAAUUUGCUGCUGAGCUUGUAAAUGUUUAAUUUGAGCUCUACUUGCACAAGAUCCCACAGAAUCUAAGUAAAAUUUCCCUGAAACACACAGAUCAUGGUAUACAUAUGUUUUGGCAGAGUUGCCAAAUGAGCUGUUUUGUGCAUUAAAGUGGCAUUUCUUGUGCUUUUAAUAAAAACUGAGUCCCUCCUC